AUGCGAGAUGAUGUUCAGUUACCACAUCCUGAACGGUAUAUCACCGUAUAUUCUCAGAAAUUCAUAACAACACUGGAUGACAUUAGUUCGAACGAGUCUGGAGAUUACCAGUGUAUUGCCAAAUCGAAAGAUGGCCUCAUUUCUCGAAGUUAUACGUUACAUAUCGAAGUAAACGCAGUAGUCGCUCCUCACAUUGUUGAAGCAGAAGAAGAAUAUGAACAUUUGGCGAAAUACGGGGAAAGGACAGAACUUGCAUGUCCUAUUGAGGGAGAGCCAGAACCACUUUAUAAAUGGUUUAAAAAUGGUAUUGAAUACAGUGGCUAUGGCAGUUUGACAAAGAAAAUUGAUUUCCCUCGAGUUAUUGUUGAAGAUAAAGCGACUUACACAUGCGUUGCAAAAAAUCGUGCUGGUUCACAACAAUUAACCAAUGAGCCAACGUAUAUUCGGUCAUCAAAAUAUUGGUGGACUCUUGGUUUUGCAACAGUUAGUGUAUUUGUCUUACUCCUUCUGGCACUUGUUUUUCUGUUGAAACAGCGUCGCAAAGGUAAGCGACAAGAGGAACAACUGCGUGCACUUUACAAUCAGCUGAUGAGCGAGUCGAAUGGAGAAUAUCGCGGUGGAUCGAUUGAUCUGAAGCAGCCAUUACAUGAACGCGUCGAACAGUUACCUUAUGACCGCAGAUAUGAAAUUAGCAGGGACAAGCUUUUUUUUAAGCAGUCACUUGGUGGAGGACAUUUCGGACAAGUCUACUUGGGUGUACUCCACAAAUCUCGGGUGAGCGACUCGUUAGCUGUGUCAGAUGUGCUAAAAGUGGCUAUCAAAGCUCCACGUGAUGGACGUAAUUUACAUCAUCAAAAGGCUCUUGCUGAUGAGCUGAAAAUAAUGAUCGCUAUUGGUAUUCAUCCAAAUGUUCUGUGUUUGAUCGGCGCCGUGACGAAACAAAUGUCCAGUGGACAGCUCUAUGUGAUAAUGGAAUAUUGUGAGAAUGACAACUUGAAAGAGUAUUUGUCGAAAAAUAGUGCAGGUUUUCUGAAUGAAGUUGAAUUAUGUAGAGAACCACUGAGCAGCGAUGGAUACUUGACGCCAACACGGAACGCGCAACAUGAAGCCCAAAUAUACUUGGCGGAACUGAAGCCUCAGUGGGCCAUUGAAGUAGAUGAGGCGCGGAUGGCUGAUAAAAUGAUCACCACAAGUGAUUUGAUCUCAUUUGGAUACCAAGUUGCCAACGGGAUGGAGUACCUAUCCAGUAAAACGUGUAUUCAUCGAGAUAUUGCUGCCCGAAAUAUCUUGGUUACAAAGAAACGAGCCAUACGCAUAGCAGAUUUUGGUUUAGCACGUAAGGACUCUACAGUUUAUCAUAUACGAAGCAGUCAAAAUGUACCGCUGCCUCUUAAAUGGAUGGCAUUAGAAUCAAUUUUAUACCAUAAUUUCACUGAACAGUCUGAUGUUUGGUCCUAUGGUGUGCUAUUAUGGGAAAUAUUUUCUCUUGGUAAAAUACCAUACCCACAAGUAGACAAUGAUGAUCUUGUGAGCUAUUUGCAAGAAGGAAAUCGUAUGGAACAACCCAAAUUUGCUCCAGAUGACAUAUACAACCUGAUGAGACAGUGUUGGCUUUCGGAUCCUAGUGACCGACCCAUGUUCUCCGAAUGUAAAAUUUUAAUGAAAACACAUCUUUCACGUGCUUCUUCACCGUUGAGCAGACGGCUAGACAAAGUGUUGGAAGAAGACCAAAUUUUGAUGGAGCGGUACAGCGAAUGGCGUGAUUCAGAGGAGAUUGAACAAGAUCUUAGGGGGCAAGCUACUCGAAAUGGGUUUAUUGCUGUUCCGACGCAAGAACCGCAGGCGAAUUCCAAUAUAUACAUGUAG
Molecule: messenger RNA, 1866 nt
Organism: Loa loa (African eye worm)
Lineage: Eukaryota; Metazoa; Nematoda; Chromadorea; Rhabditida; Onchocercidae
Product: TK/KIN16 protein kinase
Exons: 10
Coding region: 1-1866 (621 amino acids)
Biological process (GO): protein phosphorylation; multicellular organism development; cell surface receptor protein tyrosine kinase signaling pathway
Cellular component (GO): signaling receptor complex
Molecular function (GO): transmembrane receptor protein tyrosine kinase activity; ATP binding
Source: RefSeq, a predicted model, not a curated record